UACCGUUUUGCAUAUGAUAAGCGGCUUUACUUGCAACAGAUAGGUGCGCGUGUGAUAAGCACGGUGCUUGCAAUUGUGAAAUUUCUUUACCAUGCCCAGUUUGUAAUCAAACUCUAUUUUUUUCACCAUCUGGUCGGGGGUGCGUAUGUGUCCGGGCCAUGAAUUUCAUCGCAUCUCUGUCGCCAGUGCCGCCUUAAACCCGCCUUGGAAAGAAAAGGGGUCCCAUCGCUUCUUCCCCCUUCGUUGGCGGAGUCGGGCUACAUCUCCGAUAUGCGACAGAAGGGAAACGACGUCAAUCCCGGCUAGUUUGCGGGGAAGCAAAGGGGAGGGGGGGCACCACGCUUAUUUUUGCGCGACCCCUUUAAGCGCCACCGCCUUUUGGCCGGUAUUGGAUGUGGGUUUGUUUUGUCCUUUUUGCUCCCUCGUCAGGACCCCUAAACUUGUGCUUAUCUGUGGUUUUACUGAUAGGGAGCAAAGGGACGAGGCUUCUAGAUGGGCGGCGUAAAGAAUCAAGCGAAAAAUCUGGAGACCCCCUUCGGUAGCGCUAAUCAGCCAAAUUCCAAAUGUUUAAUCCCAGUCGCGGUCUUGAUGGGAUUUACAAGGGCAGAUUUGCAUGCAAAGGCUUGAUGACAUCAGUGGUUCCACACGUUUUGUGGCGACAAUGGGGGGUCCGCAGCGCCAAGCCCCCGGUCUUCUCCCGGCAGUACAGGCUGAACCGUAACGACGCGGACUCGCGGAGCUUCGUCCAAAUCUCCGUCCGGCUCUUUGAUGUUAAAAUGGGAACCCAACCAAUGCAACAUCCAGUGAGACGAAAGGUGGAUUGGCCACAGCGGCGCCCCGAUGUCCAUCCCAUCCUGCACGUAGGGUCCAACUCGCCUUAUGACGUUCCCGCCUCCGUCAGCGGUUGGAUCGCCGAGACAAACAAGGACGAGGUCAUCGUGACCUGCCGCACCUUAGUGCACCACCCUCCAAACCUCAUCCAGCCAUUAGGAGAGGCAGAAAUCGUCAAUCCAAAAGCGGCACAUCCCUCCGUUGUUAGGCUUGAUUGCGGCAAUGUGACGUGGGGCUAA
Molecule: messenger RNA, 1070 nt
Organism: Pyricularia oryzae 70-15
Lineage: Eukaryota; Fungi; Ascomycota; Sordariomycetes; Magnaporthales; Pyriculariaceae
Exons: 4
Coding region: 564-1070 (168 amino acids)
Source: RefSeq, a predicted model, not a curated record